Molecule: messenger RNA, 882 nt
Organism: Gigantopelta aegis
Lineage: Eukaryota; Metazoa; Mollusca; Gastropoda; Neomphalida; Peltospiridae
Product: 40S ribosomal protein S3
Exons: 6
Coding region: 94-816 (240 amino acids)
Biological process (GO): translation; positive regulation of apoptotic signaling pathway
Cellular component (GO): cytosolic small ribosomal subunit; nucleus
Molecular function (GO): RNA binding; structural constituent of ribosome
Source: RefSeq, a predicted model, not a curated record
CAUGAUUGUCACGAGGAUUUGUUUUCCUUCCGGUAUUGCCUUUCCUGGUUUGCGCGCGCAUCUUACACUUCCUUUUUAUCUUUGCCAUCCAAAAUGGCAACACAAGUAUCCAAAAAGCGAAAGUUUGUGGCUGAUGGAGUAUUUAAAGCUGAACUUAAUGAAUUUCUCACUCGUGAAUUAGCUGAGGAUGGCUACAGUGGGGUUGAAGUUCGGGUCACUCCAACAAGAACAGAAAUCAUCAUAUUGGCUACAAGAACGCAAAAUGUCCUCGGUGAAAAGGGUCGACGAAUCCGUGAAUUGACCUCUGUCGUUCAGAAACGAUUUAAUUUCCCUGAAGGCACUGUUGAGCUGUAUGCUGAAAAGGUUGCGACCCGUGGACUCUGUGCAAUCGCCCAGUGCGAGUCUCUGAGGUACAAGCUGAUUGGAGGUCUUGCAGUAAGAAGAGCUUGCUAUGGUGUGUUGCGUUUCAUCAUGGAGAGUGGCGCUAAAGGUUGCGAGGUGGUCGUAUCUGGGAAACUGAGAGGUCAGAGAGCCAAGUCGAUGAAGUUUGUCGACGGUUUGAUGAUCCACAGUGGAGACCCAAUCAACGACUAUGUUGAUACAGCAGUCAGACAUGUACUCCUCAGACAGGGUGUGCUGGGAAUCAAAGUGAAAAUCAUGUUGCCAUGGGAUCCCAGUGGUAAGAUUGGUCCCCGCCGCCCCCUGCCCGACCACGUCAGCAUCGUGGAACCCAAGGACGAGGCGGCCCCUGCUCAGCCCUACAGUGAACAGAAGGGCACAAAAGUAACGGGUGAUGCACAACCCAUCAUGAUGUAGGUAAUCUGAAAGGACACUGUGACUCAUUUGUACUUGUUACAAAGAGAUUAAACAGACUGUGGCUUA